Molecule: messenger RNA, 1448 nt
Organism: Lecanosticta acicola
Lineage: Eukaryota; Fungi; Ascomycota; Dothideomycetes; Mycosphaerellales; Mycosphaerellaceae
Source: the annotation of a GenBank genome assembly
AUGGUUGAGCGAGUCACCUGUCCGUUUGGAUGCGGCUAUCGUUGCGACAACGAGUAUUCCGCCCAGCUACACAUAGAAGAGCAUCAUACGGAGAAUUCGCCUUUCAUUGCCCGUGGGAAUUACGGACCGGCCACAAACAGCGGCGGCGAUGGACCAUCCAAAGCUCGCAGUGCCGCCAGCCAGGAGUCCAUGCCGGACGAUAGCUGGACGCGCUGCACACGACCUGGUUGUGGUGAACAUGUUCUUCUUUCCGAGAUCGAUGAACAUCUCGAUCUCCACACCGCGGCAGCGCUAUCCGAGCAGGAAGCCCAGAAAGCGCCGCCAUUGCCUCCUCGGCGGAAGAGGUCGAGGAGUCCGGCACGACCCCAAUCUAGCAGGGAUCUGGCGGUUCGGAGUCCUCGAAAGCUGGAGAAGCAUCACGCGGGCAGUAUCUUGAGCCUGGUCUCCGGAACCUCGACUCGUACGCGCACCACAGUCCGCAGACUCAAAGAGCCUCAUAAGACGGGCAGACUUGGCAAAAACGAGCUGGGUCCCUACGCUUUCGAAGAACGCAUGCCAGACGAUGUACGCCGCUUUCUGAUGCGCGCCGCUCGGCCAACCUACGUCCAGCGUAUUGGUGCGGAUGGCAGGUUAGUGCAAAAGGCAUACGUCGAGAAUGAGACUGUCGGUGUUGUGGACGUCCUUUCGGAUCUUUGCGCUCUGGACAAAGCAAACGCCGCGACGUAUCUGUGCCACCCAAAGGUCCGUCACAUCCGUAAGCUGAAUUGCACGGGAAACUUUUGCGGCUACUGGAGCAUUCAGACUGUUUUGACGUACGUGCAGUACAUCAAGCCUCGAGGACCUCAGACGCUGCCCAACGUCAUCGAAAUGCAGGAAUUGAUUGAAGCGGCUUGGGAGUGGGGAGUCUGUUCUUAUAGCAGGACUGAAACCGGCGGCAUCAAGAACACCAGGAAGUGGAUCGGUACCCAGGAAUGCGUUGCCUUCUUCUCCGCGGUCGGUGUCCAGAAUGAGGCGCUCUGUUUCGGUGGCGGAGAAGAGGACCAUGCCGCCGAAGAGCUGCUUGAUUACGUCGAAGCGUACUUCAUGGGCGCUAUUGACGUCGCACAUAAACACGGAACCUCGCAUAUCACCCAGCUGUCACCCAUCUAUUUCCAGCGACGAGGGCACUCGAUGACGAUUGUCGGGCUGGAGAGACGCGUAGAUGGUUCGAGAAAUCUGCUGGUCUUCGAUUCAUCGUUCGAAACUUCAAACCCGAUGAAACGACUCGUGGAAGGCCGAAGAGCGCACGCCAUGGUUGAGGACAUCUUGAAACCGUACAGACGUUCGGACUCGCAACUGUCGGAUUUCAAGGCAUUUGAAAUCGUCUUGUAAGUGGUCUUCGAGCCCUGCACCAACUCCCGUGGAUGCUAAUAAUUGCUUGCAGCCCCGUGGAAAGCGGAGUUUCAUGA